Molecule: messenger RNA, 3270 nt
Organism: Fundulus heteroclitus (mummichog)
Lineage: Eukaryota; Metazoa; Chordata; Actinopteri; Cyprinodontiformes; Fundulidae
Product: F-box only protein 40
Exons: 3
Coding region: 422-2491 (689 amino acids)
Cellular component (GO): cytoplasm
Molecular function (GO): ubiquitin protein ligase activity; zinc ion binding; protein binding
Source: RefSeq, a predicted model, not a curated record
GAGAACAUGGGGUAUGACAAGCCUUAUUGAAACGCGUACCACACUACAAAAACAAAAGGAUUGCUGGUGAUUUUCACUGUGACUCUUCAGUACUGUUACUUGGAUCCAGUGUUGAAACAAAUGCAGUGAGUUAACAUGGAAGAGAUUCAAUAUCCAUCUUGAGUGUUUUAUGAACCUGCAGCAGCUAAACUGCUAAUUACUUGGAUUAUCGUCUGUCAUCGUCACCCUCUCACUGUGAAGAAGAGGUGGAGGCUGUAACUUGACCUUGGUCCUUAAUGGCUGUGCGACAAUAGUGCCUCAUCCCACUGGCCUGUCUGCCCCUUUGCUGUGUCUAUUUAUAAUGUCCAGACUCAGUGCAGAGGUUAUUCAGAGGUGCCAGUGAACACAAGGCGACAGAAGAACAAGGCACAAAGGAACGAGAAUGGCAAAAGGCAUUCACAAGCAUUGUGACAAGUGCUACAGCGUCCACUGUCAAGCCCCGAUAAACCUUUCCAUCUCGUGUAUGGUCAUUAAGUGUCACAAAAAGUGUGGCGCCACCUUCCAUAUGUGUAAACAAGACGAGCACCAGCUCCUCUGUCCGUACGAGGUGGCCCCUUGCCUGAACGCUGACUUCGGCUGCCCACUCACAAUGCUACGUCACAAGCUAGCCAAACACUUGGCGGUCUGCCCAGCCAGCGUUGUCUUCUGCUCUCAGGAGUGGAACCGCUGGCCUUUCCCUGAAACAGACGUGACCUUUUACAAAAACAUUUCUGAAAGUCUUCAACCUAGCGCCGAGGCAGACCCCGACGUCGCGCUGGCUCUCAGGGAUCAAGCCCUGCUUUUUCAGUCCAUCAAAAUGAAAAGUAUUUUCCCUGAGAUGAUGGAGGAAGAGCCCGCCUCUCAGGAUGUUUCCAGUGGGGUUGACAGUUCUGCGGAGGACGCGUGCUGCUCCUCAGAUUGUGGCAAAUUUGUAGAGAGUGGCAGAGAAGAGACGGAGGGAAUAGAAGCGAGUCAAGAGGAGAGAGACGCUUUGGCAAAAAACGGGGCGCUGGCAUGUACCCAAAACUACAAUACAUGGGAGAAAAUAUUUGUCAAGGAGAAGGAAGGGUGCAACCAAGCUGUUAAAAAUGUAAAUAAGGUCAGGAAGGGAGACGGAAAAGAGGAGCAAAAAUAUUUAAACAGCAAGGUGGAAGAUAGAAACUCACGUCGGGUUGAGGUGAAUGAUUUCAGAAACUUGAAUGGUGCAAGCGGACUUGCUCCUUGGCAAGACGGUGUCCUCGAACGGCUGGGCAAAGAGGUCAAUAUUGCAGAAUAUAACAUGUACCUGGUGCACAACGGGGCGAUGCUGAUUAACUUUGGUCAACUUGCUGCAUGCACGCCAAGAGAGAAGGACUUUGUUUACGGCAAUCUGGAGCCCAUCAAGGUCCAGACUGUCCGCUCGUUUAAUGUUCCCACCAGCUAUCAAGCAAAGCGCAGUCUUCUGAAGGACCCGUCACACAAGGCCAAAACUGCACACCAGAGUGUGGAUACUAAAGAUUUGGGCCAAUCAGUUGCAGAUCUUCCCAAAUCUGAAGAGGUCAGCGCAACGCUUCUGUGCUCCCUGGAAAAGGAGCUGAAGGGACAUUUAAUUUCAGAGAGUGCCUCGACAGACGGCCUUUAUGUAGAUGUAGGAACACAAACAUACAACUUUCCCUCUGCUCCUUUCAAAGCAGAUGCAACCCUGGCAAGUGUCAUUGCAGAAAGACCUCGUGGCCUUUAUGUUAAUGUCGAAACUGAAUCUGUCACCAGAAGACACAACAAAAUAAGUUCAGCUUUCAGCUUCAUGUGUGGCCACUCCUUCCGGCGUGAUGAAUACCAGGCUCAUUUCAGGAAUGCCCACUGUGAUAUACAGGCCUCUCUAAGUGGCUGGUUUCAGCAGCGCUGCCCCUUAGCAUACCUCGGCUGUGCUUUCUCCCAGAUAAGGUUUCAUCCUGCGGGUCAACAAGCCGCCAUCAAAUUCUGCCAGGAUGUCAGCGCCUUGGUACUCCAGCCGUACGUCCCUGCAUCCCUCAGAGACGGUGGGAAAAGCCGGAGUCCUGGAAGUGCUGCUCGAGAUCUCAAUGGCCUGAGCAGCUUGCCUCUUGAAAUCCUUCAGCAUAUUGCCGGUUACCUUGACAGUUUCACACUAUCUCAGCUAUCCCAGGUUUCCCGUCUUAUGAGAGGAGUUUGUGGCACGCUGUUGCAGGAAAGAGGAAUGGUCUCUUUGGAGUGGAGGAAAAAGACGUACUCACACGGUGGAAGUUCGUGGAAAAGUCGGAAAAAAAUCUGGAGGUUCAGCUCUCUGUUUUCUCCAGUGGACCGCUGGAGCUUCAGUGACGUUCCUUCCAUGUCGGAGCACCUGAAGACCUGCUCCUUCUACCAGAGAGAGGAGCACAGGGAGCCGGUGGCUCUGGCCUGCUUGCAAGAGGUCAGGGAAAAAUACGAAGAACGAAGCACGGAGGAAAAUCCUUCCAUGUUGGAGCACAGUGGGUGAACAACAGCAGGAGCAAUGCCACGUUGGGAAUCACUGGAGAAAUUGGCCUGUGCAUGCGCUCUGUAAAGCUGCUGUGCAAAAACUGAAGAAUACUCAUUUGGCAUUUUCUUAGGUUUCUACAAACACUUCAUUUUAAGAGCAAAAGGGAUGAAGUAAUUUAAUUAUUAUGAGCUUUAAGCAAAAAUUACUCUAUAUCUUGUCAAAUAAAGGCUAUAGCAGGCGCUGUUGUUGCUGGCUGCUUCAGUGCGGCAAGACUGACAUCCAGUGGAAGAAAGCUGAAGUGCCUCAUGUGAGCGGAGGAUGAUGUCACUUUAUUUGGAUAUCUGAUUCCAAGCUCUGUUUCCCUACAUAUGAGUUUAGAUCAGUAACGUAGCAAUAAAACAGCAGUCACUGUUUUAUUUUAAAACAGUAACUAUUAAUUAUUUUAAAUGAUUGCUGUGUUUGUAGUAAACCACAACAGUAUCAAGUUUCACUGGAAUUUAAAAUGUACGCUGUUUAAAAAAUAAACUUUGACAUUGAAAUCCUUUUUUAUACACUGAUAAAACAAACUGUUUUUUUUGUUGUUUUGUUUUUUUUAGAAUUGGUGUAACAAUUGCACAUAUUCUGUUUGGGUAAAAUCACCAUUUCUAAGUAGUUACUAAAAGACUAAAAUAAAUUUCUUAAUGUGCUUACCCAUCUGCAUCAGUAACACUAACUAAAUAUAAAUACAUUUUGCUCAUUUGCUUUGUCUUCCGAUGUUAAGAAGAAACAAGGCUUUGUGAGGCAGUUCAAACAUAAAA